AUGGCGUCCUUCCUCGAAAAUGCAUACAGCUUGGUCCACCUGGACAACACUGCUGAUCAGCCCUCUCUGCAGGAGCUGAAGCUGCAGUUGGAGAAGGGUACCGAUGAGACCAAGAUGGAGACAAUGAGGCGGAUCAUCACAAUCAUGCUCAAUGGCGACCCUAUGCCCCAACUGCUCAUGCACAUCAUUCGCUUUGUCAUGCCGUCUAAAAGCAAGCCCCUCAAGAAACUCCUAUACUUCUACUAUGAGAUCUGUCCGAAACUCGACGCGAAUGGCAAGCUGAAGCAAGAGAUGAUCCUGGUCUGUAACGGUAUCCGUAACGAUCUUCAGCACCCCAACGAAUACGUCCGAGGAAACACCCUGCGAUUCUUGUGCAAGCUCCGAGAACCGGAACUCAUUGAACCCCUCCUCUCGUCCGCACGCUCCUGCUUGGAUCACCGCCACGCCUAUGUCCGCAAGAACGCCGUGUGGGCUGUCGCUUCUAUCUUCCAGCACUCGGAGUCGCUGAUCCCAGAUGCUCCGGAGCUUAUCCAGGCGUUCCUCGAUACGGAGACCGACGGCACCUGCAAGCGCAAUGCAUUCGCAGCCCUCAUGUCCAUCAGCCACCAAAAGGCCCUGGAGUACCUGGCCUCUACCUUCGACAGCAUCCCGAACACGGAUGAACUACUCCAAUUGGCUGAGCUUGAGUUCAUCAGAAAGGAUGCUGUGCAAAACACACAGAACAAGGCACGGUAUCUGCGGCUGAUUUUUGACCUUCUCGAUGCGUCAACGAGUACUGUCAUCUACGAAGCUGCCACUUCUCUUACGGCACUCACUAGCAACCCCGUCGCCGUGAAGGCCGCGGCAAGCAAGUUGAUCGAACUUUGCAUCAAAGAAGCUGACAACAAUGUCAAGCUUAUCGUCCUUGACCGAGUCGACCAGCUACGCAUCCGCAACGAGGGUGUUCUUGAUGACCUUACUAUGGAGAUUCUCCGCGUCCUCUCUUCCCCGGAUAUCGAUGUUCGUCGGAAAGCCCUUAGCAUUGCCUUGGAGAUGGUCUCGAGCAAGAAUGUCGAAGAGAUCGUCAUGCUGCUCAAGAAGGAACUGGCCAAGACUGUUGAUGAACAAUAUGAAAAGAACAGCGAAUACCGUCAAUUGCUGAUCCAGUCGAUACAUAACUGCGCCAUCAAGUUCUCAGAGAUCGCGGCUAGCGUUGUCGAUCUUCUGAUGGACUUCAUCGCUGAUUUCAACAACAACUCCGCCGUUGAUGUGAUCUCGUUUGUCAAGGAGGUCGUGGAGAAGUUCCCCGCGCUCAGAACUUCUAUUGUUGAUCGCCUGGUCUCUACAUUGAGUGAAGUCCGUGCCGGCAAAGUCUACCGGGGUGUCCUGUGGGUUGUCGGAGAAUACUCUCUGGAGGAGAGAGAUAUCCGCGAAGCCUGGAAGCGGAUCAGGGCCAGUCUCGGCGAAAUCCCCAUCCUUGCCUCGGAACAGCGACUUCUUGAUGAAGUACCUGAGGAUGCGGCGCUCAAGGAGCAGGUCAAUGGCCACUCCAAGCCGUCAGCCCCGACCGGAUCACGGAAGGUGCUGGCCGAUGGCACCUAUGCCACCGAGAGUGCUCUGACCAGCCAGUCUGCUGCGGCUGCUCGGCUUGAGGCUGUCAAGGCCGCUCAGAAGCCCCCUCUUCGUCAACUGAUCUUGGAUGGCGACUACUACCUUGCUACUGUGCUUUCGUCCACCCUUACUAAGUUGGUGAUGCGCCAUUCGGAGGUCUCCGAAGAUGUUGCUCGGACCAACGCCCUGCGUGCAGAGGCUAUGCUCAUCAUGAUCUCCAUCAUCCGUGUUGGCCAGUCGCACUUCGUCAAGGCGCCCAUUGAUGAAGACUCCGUGGAUCGCGUCAUGUGCUGUGUGCGCUCGCUUGCAGAAUUCUCUCAGAAGAAGGAAUUGGAGACUACCUUCCUGGAAGACACCCGGAAAGCCUUCCGCGCCAUGGUUCAGGUCGAAGACAAGAAGAGGGCCGCUAAGGAGGCCGUUGAGAAGGCUAAGACUGCCGUCCAGGUUGACGAUGCCAUCCCCAUCCGGCAAUUCACCAAGAAGGCAGCUCUUGAAGGUGCUGAGGAGAUUGAGCUGGAUCUGGCCAAGGCCACUGGCGGGGACUCAACUGUGGAGACGGUGUCCUCGAAGCUGAGCCGCGUUGUGCAACUCACUGGUUUCUCAGACCCCGUAUAUGCCGAGGCUUAUGUCACGGUUCACCAGUUCGAUAUCGUUCUGGAUGUGCUUCUGGUCAACCAGACCCUUGAGACCCUGCAGAACCUGAGCGUUGAGUUUGCGACUCUCGGGGAUCUCAAGGUGGUGGAGCGGCCCACGACGCACAACCUCGGACCUCGCGAUUUCUUGAAUGUGCAGGCUACAGUCAAGGUGUCGUCGACGGACACGGGUGUGAUUUUCGGUAACAUUGUGUACGACGGGGCGAGCUCGACGGAGUCGCAUGUUGUUAUCCUGAAUGACAUCCAUGCCGACAUCAUGGACUACAUCCAGCCGGCACACUGCACUGAGACGCAGUUCCGGACGAUGUGGACCGAGUUUGAGUGGGAGAACAAGGUUAACAUCAACUCCAAGGCGAAGAACCUCCGCGAGUUCCUCAAGCAGCUGAUGGAGAGCACCAACAUGGCAUGCUUGACACCUGAGGCGUCUCUCAAGGGCGACUGUCGGUUCCUGAGUGCCAAUCUAUAUGCCCGGAGCGUAUUUGGUGAGGAUGCCCUUGCGAACUUGAGCAUCGAGAAGGAAGGAGAGGACGGGCCGAUUACCGGCUUUGUACGGAUAAGAAGCCGUUCUCAGGGUCUGGCCUUGAGCCUGGGGUCUUUGAAGGGCCUCAAGGCGUCUACAGCAUGA
Aspergillus luchuensis is the source of this 2868-nucleotide messenger RNA. RefSeq names its product coatomer subunit beta (gene SEC26). NCBI's taxonomy places the organism in Eukaryota, Fungi, Ascomycota, Eurotiomycetes, Eurotiales, Aspergillaceae. The coding region runs from base 1 to 2868 and encodes 955 amino acids. Gene Ontology annotation, cellular component: COPI vesicle coat; cytoplasm. Gene Ontology annotation, biological process: intra-Golgi vesicle-mediated transport; endoplasmic reticulum to Golgi vesicle-mediated transport; intracellular protein transport. The transcript is spliced from 5 exons. Gene Ontology annotation, molecular function: structural molecule activity. The record is from RefSeq and is a predicted model, not a curated record.